AUGGAUGGGAUCAGUUAUCGUGCGGUUGUGUUCAAUGCGGCACGUUCGGGUAAUGUAAAGCGUUUACAAGUAUUCUUAGAAGGCCGAGACAACGAAUGGCUGCAAGAAUGUUUAUCCUGUAGCGAAGGUAAUACGCCACCAAUCGUUAUUGCUUCGAAAAAUGGUCAUCUUGAAGUUGUUAAAUAUCUCGUUGCUGGUGCACCAGCUCUAUGGGCAGCUUCUGCAGCUGGCCAUUAUGAUGUUGUUCGAUAUUUGGUUGAAGAAGGAGGUGCAGAUAUUAAUCAAACUACAGACUCGAGUAGUUCGCCUUUACGUGGUGCAUGCUAUGAUGGCCAUUUUAAAAUAGUCGAAUAUUUGGUUUCACGAGGAGCAGAUAUUGAAUUAUCAAAUAAGCACGGCCAUACACCGUUGAUGAUUGCUGCAUUUAAAAAACACGAUCGAAUCGUUAAAUUUCUUUUGGAUUCUGGAGCAUCACCUUUUAAAGCUUCAGCUAGAGUUAAGUAUUCAUAUUCAUUUGAUUAUCAUGAUUCAAUGCACGAUGCAGCCGAAGCUGGAUCUUGGGCCAUUGUGCAGAUGCUAUUACGCGCUGGUGCUUGUAACGUUCCUGAUGAAUUCGGCGUGACACCAAUGAUGUGUGCGGCGCUUGCUGGUCAUAUUACAGUUAUAAGGAUUUUAAAGGCAUAUGCGAAACCGCAGGAUGUGAGAGAUGCUUUGAAAUUGUAUGGCGCAACUCUGGUUGACAGGAAUAUGGAUAUAUCCGGUGCUAUUCAUAUAUGGACAGAAGCUUUGGAAUACGGUUUUCCCAAUGAUAAGCGAGAACGACACGAAGUGUAUGAUGGAUUAACUGAAAUCGAUUCGUAUGCCGAUAUAAGGAAUGUAAUUGGUGAUCCAGAUGCAAUGCGUAUGCAGGCCUUAAUAAUAAGAGAACGCAUAUUGGGUAGAGGUCAUCAUGAAACACAUUAUUAUAUCCGUUAUAGAGGAGCUUUAUAUUGUGAUUUAGGACAAAAUGCUCGUGGUUACCAAUUAUGGAUGCAUGCUUUAAAUCUUCAGCAAGAACAUCUAUAUGCUUUUCAUCCUUUAACAACUGCGACAAUCAUGUGUUUUGUGGACACUUUUGUGAAUAAUGUUAAUGAGCUAAUAAUAAAUCGGAAUGCUGAUGAUAGAAGGCAACCUGUUUCACGGCAAAAUAUUCUAAGCGUUUUCGAUAAAGCUGUUUUUGAGAUGGAAAGGUUGUUAAUUUGUGAUUUUAUUAUUGGAUUUGCUGCGGGUGAUGUUCGACUUAGAACUGAAGAUACUUUAGAGGAAAAACCAAAUGAAAAGAAAUGUUUUGAAUUUUAUGUAAUGGCAUCUAUACAGUUGAUGCUUCUGUUCAAUCGUAUAUCUGCAUUUUCCUCUACAUCAGAAGGAGAAGAGAGCAUAAAAGAGCAAGAAGAUAGCGAAUUAUUAUUUAAAAUCGUGUUUCGUUUCGUUUUUGUGUGUGGACAGUUAUCUCUAUAUCCUCUUCAUGUAGCUUGUAACGAUAAAGAUAAAUCGUUGCCAUCGCAUUUUUCAUGUGCUCCAGUUAUUGAAAUGCUCAUAAAAGCAGGCAUUGAUGUAAAUCUCAAGGAUCCACUUGGAAAUACAGCAUUGCAUGUUGUUCUUUUCAACAACCAACCGCGAACGAGUAUUAUACAGUUAUUAUUGUCACAUGGUGCAGCAUUAUUAGCACGGAAUAAAGCUGAUCAAACAUGUUUCCAACUCAUAUUUAACAAAGAUUUUAAUGUGGCUGAAAUUCUUAACCCAACUGAAGUUAUUACGUUAUUCUAA
Messenger RNA from Dracunculus medinensis (Guinea worm), 1806 nucleotides. The record is from the annotation of a GenBank genome assembly. NCBI's taxonomy places the organism in Eukaryota, Metazoa, Nematoda, Chromadorea, Rhabditida, Dracunculidae.